Molecule: messenger RNA, 2985 nt
Organism: Verruconis gallopava
Lineage: Eukaryota; Fungi; Ascomycota; Dothideomycetes; Venturiales; Sympoventuriaceae
Product: DNA mismatch repair protein msh-2
Exons: 2
Coding region: 41-2782 (913 amino acids)
Biological process (GO): mismatch repair; mitotic recombination
Cellular component (GO): nucleus; MutSalpha complex
Molecular function (GO): ATP-dependent DNA damage sensor activity; ATP binding; mismatched DNA binding
Source: RefSeq, a predicted model, not a curated record
CAUAGACAUUCACCAAUACUUCCUUUACGCAAUACGCAAGAUGAGUUCUAGGCCGGAGCUCAAGGUCGAUGAUGAAGUUGGCUUCAUCAAGUUCUUUCGCAAUUUAGCUGCCAAAAAUGAAGACACUGUCCGUAUCUUUGAUCGUGGCGACUUCUAUUCGGCUCACGGUGAAGAUGCUGUAUUUAUAGCCAGGACUGUCUAUCGAAGUACAUCUGUCCUGCGACAGCUCGGGCGCGAUCCAGGACUUGACUCGGUCACCCUUACUGUGACAGUAUACAAGAACUUUCUACGCGAAGCCCUUUUCAAACUUGGCAAAAGGGUUGAGGUAUGGGUCUCAUCAGGCCGCAUGAACUGGAAGAUUGGCAAGCAGGCAUCUCCCGGCAAUCUUCAGGACGUGGAAGACGACCUUGGUUCAAACCUCGAGACCGCACCCGUCAUUCUCGCCGUUAAGAUAAUGGCCAAAGCUUCUGAAGCACGCAGUGUGGGCGUCUGUUUUGCCGAUGCGAGUGUCAGAGAGCUAGGCGUGAGCGAAUUCUUGGACAACGAUCUCUAUUCAAAUUUCGAGUCGUUGCUCAUCCAGCUAGGUGUCAAAGAAUGUUUAGUGCAAUUAGAUCCUUCCGGGAAAGAUGUCGAACUCUCAAAACUGCGCCAAAUCGCGGAUUCGUGUGGUUGCGCGGUCUCAGAAAGAAGCUCGGGAGAUUUCGGCGUCAAAGAUAUCGAACAAGAUCUCAGUCGCUUGCUUCGAGACGGAAACAUGGCAGGAAGAUUGCCACAGACCGAUCUGAAGCUCGCCAUGGGUUCAGCUGCAGCUUUGAUUAAAUAUCUCGGGAUCAUGACUGAUUCAUCGAACUUUGGACAAUACCAACUGUAUCAACAUGAUCUAGCGCAGUACAUGAAGCUUGACGCUGCGGCAUUGAAGGCCUUGAAUCUUAUGCCAGGUCCAAGAGAUGGACACAAGACGAUGAGUUUAUUCGGACUGUUGAACCACUGCAAGACACCCGUUGGAAGCCGACUGCUUGCCCAGUGGCUCAAGCAGCCAUUAAUGAGCAAAGUCGAGAUCGAGAAACGACAGCAGCUAGUUGAAGCCUUCGUUACAGAUACGGAACUUCGACAGACAAUGCAAGAAGAGCAUCUUAAGUCUAUACCUGAUCUGUACAGGCUUGCAAAGAAGUUCCAACGCAAGAAAGCAAACCUCGAAGAUGUAGUGCGGGCCUAUCAGGUUGCUAUUAGGUUGCCUGGCUUUCUGGGCACCCUGGACGCGGUAAUGGAUGAACAAUAUAAGGAUGCACUGGACGCAGAGUACACUUCAAAGCUUCGGGAAUACUCGACCGCCAUGGGCAAAUUGUGCGAGAUGGUUGAGACAACAGUAGACCUGGAUGCACUCGACAAUCACGAAUUCAUCAUUAAAUCUGAGUUUGACGAAUCUCUGAAAUUGCUGCGAAGGCGAAUUGACAAAUGCAGGGCGGAGAUUGAGAAGGAGCACCGGCGGGUUGGCAAGGACCUAGAUCAAGACAUCGAGAAAAAACUUAUGCUUGAGAACCACCGUGUUCAUGGCUGGUGCCUAAGACUUACCAGACAGGAAUCGUCAUCGAUUAGAAACAAGAAGGGCUACCAAGAGAUAAGCACACAGAAGAACGGCGUGUAUUUCACAACCAGCAAUCUACAGAAUUUGCGACGCGAAUUUGACCAGCUCAGCGAAACCUACAAUCGCACACAAUCUGGUCUUGUCAGUGAAGUUGUCGACGUAGCUUCAUCAUACACUCCCGUCUUUGAGAAGCUGGCUGGCGUCCUUGCUCAUCUGGAUGUUAUCGUCUCCUUCGCACAUGUAUCGGUACAUGCUCCGUCCGCGUACGUCCGGCCAACUAUUCACGAGAGGGGUACCGGAAAUACUAUUCUUAAGGAAGCACGGCAUCCAUGUAUGGAGAUGCAGGAUGAUAUCUCGUUCAUCACAAACGACGUAUCUCUUGUUCGUGGUCAGUCCGAAUUCCUGAUCAUUACAGGCCCUAACAUGGGGGGUAAAUCAACCUAUAUACGACAAAUCGGCGUGAUUGCAUUGCUUGCCCAAAUCGGCUGCUUUGUUCCUUGCUCUGAAGCAGAACUUUCAAUCUUCGACAGCAUACUUGCUCGUGUCGGUGCUUCCGACUCCCAACUGAAGGGUGUAUCAACCUUCAUGGCAGAGAUGCUUGAAACGGCAAAUAUUCUUAAAUCAGCUACUCGAGAAAGUUUGAUCAUUAUUGAUGAGCUUGGCCGUGGCACAAGCACCUACGACGGCUUUGGUCUCGCAUGGGCUAUAUCAGAACACAUAAUUCGCGAAAUUGGUGCGCUGGCACUCUUUGCAACACACUUCCACGAACUCACCGCACUCGCCGACACGUAUCCGCAGGUCAAAAACUUACAUGUCGUUGCACAUAUUGAUGGAGAGCGCGACAAGCGGGCUGUUACGCUACUCUACAAAGUUGAACCUGGAGUAUGCGAUCAAUCAUUUGGUAUUCAUGUUGCGGAGCUGGUCCGUUUCCCGGAGAAAGUGGUCAAUAUGGCGAAGCGCAAGGCUGAUGAGCUGGAGGACUUUAGUGGAAAACAUGAGAUUAGGAGCAUGGAUGCUAGUAAAGAGGACGUAGAGAAGGGGAGUGCCAUGCUUAAGGCGCUACUGGUGGAUUGGAAAAAAGAGACCGAUGGAAAAGGAUUAAGUAAGGAAGAGCAGAUCUUGAAGAUGAAGGAGUUGGUGAAAGCGAACAAAGAUUUGCUUGCCAACCCUUUUUUUCAAUCUGUCACUGCUUUGUAAGGUGUCAUAAGAGCAAUACAGCGUGACUCACGCGUACAUGUUCGCAGGAAUUAUUCGUCGCCUCAGAAGGCGUGUCCGGAAUUGUAACGAUAGCUGGAUCGAAAGGGAUACAUCACUAGUCAUAUGGCAUGUUGAACCUUGUUUACAAUAGCAUGAGCUCUAACUUUAGAUAGCUCAUGUCCGAAUUAUUUAGCUGGAACCGU